Molecule: messenger RNA, 405 nt
Organism: Sesamum indicum (sesame)
Lineage: Eukaryota; Viridiplantae; Streptophyta; Magnoliopsida; Lamiales; Pedaliaceae
Product: large ribosomal subunit protein eL39x
Biological process (GO): translation
Cellular component (GO): ribosome; cytosolic large ribosomal subunit
Molecular function (GO): structural constituent of ribosome
Source: RefSeq, a predicted model, not a curated record
CGCUGCCGGAAUUCAACCAUGCCGUCGCACAAGACUUUCAUGAUAAAGAAGAAGCUGGCGAAGAAGCAGAGGCAGAACAGGCCAAUCCCAUAUUGGAUCCGCAUGCGCACUGACAACACCAUCCGGUACAACGCCAAGCGCCGCCACUGGCGUCGCACCAAGCUCGGCUUCUAAGUUCUAACCAUAUGCUUUUUCAAGUCUUCAUUUUGUCUUUAUCCAUUAUGUCAUGUUUUGUUGCGUUAGAAGUCAGUGAUUUUGAUUUUCUACGUAGUCGGAAUUAGAUAGCAGGUAAUAUGAUUAUCAUGGUGUAAGACUUUGAAUUGGGUUUUCUAUUACUGUUAUACUGUGCUCUCAAUUGAAACCAGAAGUUGGUCUGGAGAUAAGUGGGUUAUUUCUCUUAUUUCA